Molecule: messenger RNA, 3207 nt
Organism: Macaca mulatta (Rhesus monkey)
Lineage: Eukaryota; Metazoa; Chordata; Mammalia; Primates; Cercopithecidae
Gene: SVOP
Product: SV2 related protein
Biological process (GO): transmembrane transport
Cellular component (GO): membrane
Molecular function (GO): transmembrane transporter activity
Source: RefSeq, a predicted model, not a curated record
ACUCUCGCCGCGGUCUCCUGGCGGCGGCGGCUUUGUCUCGUGGGCUGGUCCCCAGCGGCUCCCUCCCGGAACAGCUGCUGCUCGAGGGAGGAAGCGGCGCGGGUGCUGUCCAGCAUCCCGGUGCUGAAAACCAGGGGGCUCGUCAUCCACCACUACCAUGUAAGGGCCAUGAGAAGGGCUCGUCCUAGCGCAGCGCGGACAUGGAGGAGGACUUAUUCCAGCUAAGGCAGCUGCCGGUUGUGAAAUUCCGUCGCACAGGUGAGAGUGCAAGGUCAGAGGACGACACGGCUUCAGGAGAGCAUGAAGUCCAGAUUGAAGGGGUCCGCGUGGGCCUAGAGGCUGUGGAGCUGGAUGAUGGGGCAGCUGUGCCCAAGGAGUUUGCCAAUCCCACCGAUGAUACUUUCAUGGUGGAAGAUGCGGUGGAAGCCAUUGGCUUUGGAAAAUUUCAGUGGAAGCUGUCUGUUCUCACCGGCUUGGCUUGGAUGGCUGAUGCCAUGGAGAUGAUGAUCCUCAGCAUCCUGGCGCCACAGCUGCAUUGCGAGUGGAGGCUCCCAAGCUGGCAGGUGGCAUUGCUGACCUCGGUGGUCUUUGUAGGCAUGAUGUCCAGCUCCACGCUCUGGGGAAAUAUCUCAGACCAGUACGGCAGGAAAACAGGACUGAAGAUCAGCGUGCUGUGGACGCUGUACUAUGGCAUCCUUAGUGCUUUUGCGCCCGUGUAUAGCUGGAUCCUGGUGCUCCGGGGCCUGGUGGGCUUUGGGAUUGGAGGAGUUCCCCAGUCGGUGACGCUGUAUGCUGAGUUCCUUCCCAUGAAAGCCAGAGCUAAAUGUAUUUUGCUGAUUGAGGUUUUCUGGGCCAUUGGGACAGUGUUCGAGGUCGUCCUGGCUGUGUUCGUGAUGCCCAGCCUGGGCUGGCGUUGGCUGCUCAUCCUCUCGGCUGUCCCGCUCCUCCUCUUUGCCGUGCUGUGUUUCUGGCUGCCGGAAAGUGCAAGGUAUGAUGUACUGUCAGGGAACCAGGAAAAGGCAAUCGCCACCUUAAAGAGGAUAGCGACAGAAAAUGGAGCUCCCAUGCCGCUGGGGAAACUCAUCAUCUCCAGACAGGAAGACCGAGGCAAAAUGAGGGACCUUUUCACGCCCCAUUUUAGAUGGACAACUUUGUUGCUGUGGUUUAUAUGGUUUUCCAAUGCAUUCUCUUACUACGGGUUAGUUCUACUCACCACAGAACUCUUCCAGGCAGGAGAUGUCUGCAGCAGUCUACCCCACGGCAACGCGGGCCCUCGGCCUGGGCACCUGCAGUGGCAUGGCAAGAGUGGGUGCUCUCAUCACUCCGUUCAUUGCCCAGGUGAUGCUGGAAUCCUCUGUGUACCUGACUCUGGCAGUUUACAGUGGCUGCUGCCUCCUGGCUGCCCUGGCCUCCUGCUUUUUGCCCAUCGAGACCAAAGGCCGAGGAUUGCAGGAGUCCAGCCACCGGGAAUGGGGCCAGGAGAUGGUCGGCCGAGGAAUGCACGGUGCAGGUGUUACCAGGUCGAACUCUGGCUCUCAGGAAUAGUGACCGACGUGGGACUGUGCUGGUCUUUGAGGCUGCAGAGCUCGGGGGGCUGGCGGGCCCUAACCGGGGCACUGAUUGUCACUGCCGACAUCAAGAACUCACCCAAGAGUACGACCUGGACCAACAAGGUUUUAUGUCUUGAAUCAGUUUGCUCAUCUUCAUUGAGGUCCACCCAGGGAUGGGGAGAUACUUGCUCUAGGGGGUUCUCUGUAUAUGUGGUGAAAGGUUUGUUCAUAACCUGUGGAUCUACAUGGGAAAACUACCCAUAUUAGGAGGGUCUGGUGAUGCCAGCAACCAAUCAGACACCACCCAGAGUCACCUGGCCACACCCUCAGUGAACAACCAAAAGAUUUCUCUGUAGAUACCGUCCAGGCUCAGGCCCAUGUGACACCUGCUGUCCACCCACCAGACCUGUUCAGUAGGUUUCCCCCACACCCACCGACCCAGGCUUUCUUCUUUGAAAUGACAGGUGAUCUAGGUGUGAUCUGAGCAGCUAUUUCCUGACAGGGGCCCCCUGUUUGCCUCCCUAGAACCUGACCAGUGGAUUCUCUGGCAGAUGGACAUGGUGCAUUCAAACUGGAGCUACGUGCCCCCACCCAGCCCCCUUGGGAGUUGCCAUCGUUGGCACCAAGAGAUCCAGAUGUGUCCCUGGGGACAGCUGGACUUGCACCAGGUGACCUCAGAAUGCUGUUACCCCCUGGGAACUGAGGACUGAGGCCAAAGUGAAUCAAGCUCAAGCCAGAGCAGGGGCCUCCCCUUCUGAGGCAGCGAAGGCCACGGUUCCAGCUUCUUUCCUGGCCCCCUCCUUGGUCAGGUUGAAUGGUGACCUUUUUUUUUUUUUUUUUUUUUGAGACAGAGUCUUGCUCUGUCGCCCAGGCUGGAGUGCAGUGGUGGACUCUCGGCUCACUGCAACUCUGCCUCCCGGGUUCAAGCAAUUCUCCUGUCUCAGCCUCCCGAGUAGCUGGGAUUACAGGUGCCCACCUGUACUUUUUUAGUAGAGACAGGGUUUCACCAUGUUAGCCAGGCUGGUUUUGAACUCCUGACCUCAAGUGAUCCACCUGCCUCGGCCUCCCACAGUGCUGGGAUUACGGGGUGUGAGCCACUGCACCCCGCCUGAAUGAUGACUCUUGAGGGGAAAAAGUUUACUCAGGUUGCAGGUACAAAAUCCAAAAUCCAGGGCUUUGGGUUUUGUGCAUGGGUAGACAGCUGAAUGGGCAGAGAAACCAAAAGGAUGCUUCACCCACCAUCUCGUCCCAUGGGAAUCAGGGGACCAGGAUUCCCUGCUGUGAAGCUGCUCCUCUGUCCAGGGCCAUCUUGGUCAUUACCCAAAGGCAGCCCCUGGGGUUCCAUUCAUGGAGCCUGCUGUGGAGUGGAGAGAGGUGGGAGGACUCAGGUGUAUGAAAUGUAUAUAUUUUCAAAGGAAGAGGAGGGAGGCCAAUUGGUUUUGAGUUGGUCUCCGCAGGCGACAUCACUUCCGGGAUUUGGUUUACUGGAGCCUUUUUUCCCCAUGGUGAAGGCAGGGGACCUAGACAAGGAGGGAAGAAGCUGGCAGAUCCCAUCAAAGGCCAGAACAGACUGACCUACUGCUUGAAGUAAACAUUGCAAGGAAGCCAAUUUGUGCGUUCAUCUCUUAUUAAAACAUGUCAGUGAUGGACAUUGCAA